AACUGCGCAUGGGCAUAAACGUUCGCUUCGUGUCGGUGUCAUAUUUAAGGUAGAAGCGUGACGUUAGUAGCGCGACUACAAGGCUACGCUCAACAAAACAAUUGAUCUUUGUGUGCAACUAGCAGAAAUGGCCGCUUUUUCGACCAUCCCGUCGAGCACUCGAGUGAACUGUAAUACGACCCGUGCCAUUAUCAACCCGGACGCGUACAUUGGCAGAAAUAGCAUGCAACGGCAAGAUAAUCUCCGAGUUCUGGACUUAUUUCAAAGCUCAUUUAUGGACGACAUUAAGAAGCCGCAGAUACUCGACGUGGGUUGCGGAACUGGCGACUUCACCCGUGAUCAUCUCCUUCCACGGUGCCCAGACGUGGAAAGAAUCGUCGCAGUAGACAUAUCUCAGGAUAUGGUGGAGUUUGCUAGGGAGCAUUUUGCUCACCCUAAGAUUCGCUACGAUGUCUUUGACAUUUCGAGGCAUGACAUGACCGAAUUUGUCGAGCGAUACGGUCAGUUCGAUCGUGUGUACUCCUUCUUUUGCUUAAGCUGGACAAACGAUCAAGAAACGGCGCUCAAGAACAUUGAAGAAUUGUUGAAGCCCGGGGGUGGAUGUCUGCUUCUCUUCACUGCUACCAGUAGCAUUAUGCGUUUGAGAAAAAAGUUGUCAUCAAUUGAUCAUUGGCAAAAAUACCGAAAGAUGAUCGAGUAUUCAUUUCCUCCAAGCGUAGAUUUGGUGAGCCGAGAUGCCCUUCUGUCGUACAUUUCGGGCCUUCUGAAGAAAACAAGCCUAAUUCCAACCACGUGCGAGGUGCUGCAAGUGACGCACACAUAUUCCAGCUUUGACGAACUGGCCCAGAUGCACAUGAGCCUGAACCGCCUUUCAAACCUUGUGCCGAAAGAAGAGAAGCCUCUUCUCCUCAAGGACGUUACCGAAAAUGCGGCUAGGUUAUGGGCUGAAAAGGAGGCCGGUGGAUCACCCUUCUGCUCUUCCAUGUUUCUGGCGACCUUUUGCCAGAGACGAAGAAGAACACACAUCAAGAAAGCAGCAGCGAGCGUCGACGGCGGCAGCAGCAAGCGACGCUGCGUCGGCGUAACACCUGGCUAUCGCGAGAGAGAAUCAUUGAAAGAAUCGGCAAUACGGCGCUCGCUUCUUUAUCUAUUAUGCUCGUCAUUUCGAAUAUUCGACCUAGAAUUUUCGGGAAAGAGCUAGGGUGAGACUGGCAAGUUAAGGUCAUUCUGGGCUCCUCGUAUUUUACGCUGGAAGAAGAGUAUACGCAAAUAUUCUGGAUGAACGGAGAAGCGGAGAA
Messenger RNA from Ixodes scapularis (black-legged tick), 1298 nucleotides. Its product is annotated as juvenile hormone acid O-methyltransferase. The transcript has 4 exons. The coding region runs from base 128 to 1201 and encodes 357 amino acids. Lineage: Eukaryota; Metazoa; Arthropoda; Arachnida; Ixodida; Ixodidae. The record is from RefSeq and is a predicted model, not a curated record.